AGAGAUUGAAUGCUAGUUUGUAAAACUAAUCUUCGUGAAGCUGGUACUUCAGUCAUAUAAAAGGGUUUUGACGUCAAGAAUUGUGAUAUGAUGUCAUACAUUGGUCAUGACGCUUUUUAAAAGCCUCAURGUUGCGUAGCAACCACCACUGGAGAAGAAAGAAACACCUUCUACACACUGACACAUCGUGUUUUGGACAAUACCRURCUGCAAUAUAACAAUUACCUGGACGUAAACAACAACAUGGCGAAGACAAUGUCGCAGRAUUAGUUCAAAGUUCUUUCCACAAACCAAAGAUCAGGUUAUAUUUAUUUAUCUGACAACCAAGUCAUGGUGACAACAAAUAUUUAAGUGAUAUAAAUAACUCGUUCAUCAAGCAUCGGUCAAUUAAACGUGACAAGUCAGUGAAGCAUAAUUAUUGGUUUUAACAGAUAAUCAAUAACAAUGGCUUAUUAUACUAGCACUGGUACACCAACAUGGAACAUGAAAUUGACUAAAAAACUACUAAAAUAGUACAGAGCUGAACUUUCUGAUAGAUGUAACCAAGACUCACUAUUGGACACACUUAUUGGUUUAAUAUUAUCAAUCUUUUUAGUUAAAUUCAUUUUCAUCUAACUCCCAAGAGAUCUAAAAAACGACUAAAGGCUUAAGAAAAAUCACUGGAAACACACCACGUACUAGAAUUAAUAAGCUAUAAUUUUUGAUGCGACUGAAGGUGUCGAUAAUAUAGUCGCCUUAAACUUAGCCUGUACUCACAUUGUCAGGUCUGACAUGCGUACGAUGUCCUCAACACCUUAUGUAAACUUAGUGAGAUGAGAAUCACUGCCAAAUGCGAUGGUUUAUUGACCGAGUGACGUGGAACGCUCAACAAAACGUUUUUGUCAAAGUGCUUGUCAGAAUGACAAACUAAGGAUCAAAAGGAUUACCAAAACGUCUUAAUAAUCGCCAUAAAAUGAAGGUUACCGUUCACUUAUAUUGAAAGGUUGUUCACAAAGACAGUAUUGAUCAGUUAAUCGUUGGUCAGGAAGAAAGAUUACCCGAAUCUUUASUAGUUUGAAUCCAUGAAUUUGUGCUUGAAAUACUACAGWUUUAUCGUUCAUUUAAUUGUAACUGCUCAACUUGUGCAAGUUUCAAGUUGCGCCACAGGUAUUUUAUUUGAAAAGAGUCAAAGUGAUUCUUCGUGGCAAUGGCUAACAGUUUACAAGUUUCGGUCAGGCACAGGGUGGUCACGUGAGGGAGGAACCGGAAGUUACGUUGUAUGUGACAUUGCAUCAACAAAGACCAAUMACACAGACAGCUGGMUAGUCUCUGACAUCAUCCAAUCAAAUGGAGCCAAAGAGAUCACUAUCAGCCUCACUUUCACGACCAGAGAGUGUCCUCCGAGUUAUCCAUAUUGCGUGACAUAUUUUAAAAUAUUUGCGUUACAAACCGAUGGAACUGAAGGUGACGUCAGUGAACAAACGAUAACCGACCAAAAUUUUACAUUUGUUGGUAACGCAUCAGCCAAAUCGACGUGGACAAGUGCCCAAUCUGUGCAAGAUAAUGUUAUUAACGUCACGCAAGUGCUUUCAAAGAAGAACAUCUAUAUUGCAUUCCAAGACAUCGGCUCGUGUGUUGCCAUUAAAGAAAUUAGCGUCAAAUAUAAGUACUGUCCGUCCGUAGAGUCCAAUGGCGUAACGUUCAAUAAAACGUUUGCACCAGCAUUACAUGACAAGGAAGUUACCGUGACAGGAAGUUGUCUGAGUCACGCUUCUUCGCAGUUAUCUGCUAAAGCGAUACUUGAAGCAAGUUGUUUGUCGAAUGGUGAUUGGAGGAAAGACAAUAGCAUUGUUUGUCUGUGUGACCCGGGGUUCGAAAUGGUUAAUGAGAAAUGUCAAAGGUGUUCAAAUGGAAAACAUAAACCCUCCCUUAGCAACCACGCCUGUACACCAUGUCCAAGUCAUUCAAGCUCAUCGGUAUCACGUGACCAAUGCCCAUGUGAACCUGGGUACUACAGGACAGUUAACGAACUACAGAACGUUUCAUGCUCAGCUCCCCCAAGCGCACCAAGAGAACUGAAAACAACAAUGGCGUCACCUAGCGUUACUAUAGUGAUGUGGUCUCCUCCCAAGAACAAUGGCGGGCGUAAUGACGUCACAUAUGAUGUCUCUUGUAGACAAUGCAGCUCUGGACUUUGCGCUGAUAAAUGUACUGGCGUCACAUUUUGGCCAGCCAAURCGAAUCUUACUGGGACUCACGUGACUAUGUUUGACGUGUCCUCAUUAGUAAGUUACAGUGUKACAGUUCUGGCGAAGAACGGUGUAAGUAAUGUGGCGAGAAUUGGUUAUCAUGCCAAUCAGACUUUGAUGGUUACUAUUCCUGGUCUAACAGUAUCCACUUCUAGAAGCCCAGGAAACACUAGCACUAUUGAUACUACAAGUCCUUCUGAUCCCGCAGUCAGUAGUCAGGUAUCAACAGCCAUUGGUGUCUCUGUUGUCUGUACCUUCAUAUUCUGUCUGAUUAUUGGAUCAUUAGCAGCCGUCUUCAUGAUACAUCGAUAUAAGAAUAAAAUACACUUACAGAAAGGUGAUCUUAGACGAUAUUCCCGACAUCGUAACGAUAGUACAAUGACAAGUAUGACAGAAUUAACGACACCACGACAAGACACUCAAGUCAGCACCCCAUCUACCCUUCACGACAACACAAUCCAAGAAGAUAUCCCAGAAAUCAACAUAGACGACACACCUAAAAUAUCACGUGAUCUUCAGCCAAUGGGCACCAAGCAGGAAGCUUGGACAAAUGGCCUAUUGAGCAACAAGGGUUUUGAUGGAAAAACAAGUAAYUCAGCCUUUAGCAGCUCAGUCUCGAUGAGGAGUUGGUUCCCACAGAACGACGUUCAGUAUGGAAUAUAGAAACAUCCACAAGACUUUGAAAGGGGUUUCACGAGGGCAGAGAGAUUGAAUUCGAACGCGCUCUUCAAAUUUGCCAAAAAACAAUUAAUCAAAUCAACAAGCAUCAGAAGUCCACAAGAUUUCUGCAAACAUGUACUCAAAGUAUAUCUUUAUUUAUAUGAUGAUAAUUCACAAUAAAAACUCCCUAUACAACACU
This is a messenger RNA of Exaiptasia diaphana, 3087 nucleotides long. RefSeq names its product ephrin type-A receptor 7. The record is from RefSeq and is a predicted model, not a curated record. The coding region runs from base 1062 to 2891 and encodes 609 amino acids. Gene Ontology annotation, cellular component: neuron projection. The transcript is spliced from 6 exons. Lineage: Eukaryota; Metazoa; Cnidaria; Anthozoa; Actiniaria; Aiptasiidae. Gene Ontology annotation, biological process: axon guidance. Gene Ontology annotation, molecular function: transmembrane-ephrin receptor activity; protein binding.